CCGCUUCUGUGCGUCUACUUUAAGGACGCUUGUGUGUGUUGGAGCGGCGCCGCUGGCUGGGGCUUCGAACGGUGCGAUGAUAAUAGACGCAUAUGCGGUAGACAACACACCUUUCACUCAGCGAAACAGCCACCAAACAGCUUCCGGACGCUCCUCGUCGCACCUUUAACCACUUGGAGCGAAGUGCCAGCACUACCAUGUCCAGGCCAAUAGGGGCCGGCAUCAACGAUGUCACCCGCUUCCUCUCCUCGGGGGCGGUGCCCACCUCCCCCGGCGCCAACACUCCCGUGUUCUCCGCCGCCAGCCAAGCGGACUGGGCGGCCAAGCGGCUGGUGUGGGUUCCCUCGGAGAAGCACGGCUUUGAGUCGGCCAGCAUCAAGGAGGAGCGCGGAGACGAGGUGGAGGUGGAGCUGACGGAGACACAGAAGCUGCUGCACCUUUCCAGGGAGGAGAUCCAGCGCAUGAACCCACCCCGCUUCAGCAAGGUGGAGGACAUGGCCGACCUCACCUGCCUCAACGAGGCCUCUGUGCUGCACAACCUGCGGGAGAGAUACUACUCCGGCCUGAUCUACACCUACUCCGGCCUCUUCUGCGUGGUGGUGAACCCUUACAAGAACCUGCCCAUCUACACCGAGUCCAUCGUGGAGAUGUAUCGGGGCAAAAAGCGCCACGAGAUGCCGCCGCACAUUUACGCCAUAUCGGAGGCGGCGUACCGGAGCAUGCUUCAAGACCGAGAAGAUCAGUCCAUCCUCUGCACGGGCGAGUCUGGUGCAGGGAAAACGGAAAACACCAAAAAAGUCAUUCAGUAUUUGGCUCAUGUGGCCUCCUCUCACAAGAGCGGACCUCAGGGGAGGACAAAAGAACCUUUGCCGACGGAUGCGAGUCGCUCCCUGACCGCUCUGGUUCAGAUGGAUGCGAGUCGCUCCCUGACCAGAGGCAGCACCCUGGCCCACAGGGGAGAGCUGGAGAGACAGCUCCUGCAAGCCAACCCCAUCCUGGAGGCUUUCGGCAACGCUAAAACGGUGAAGAAUGACAACUCCUCCAGAUUUGGUAAAUUCAUCCGCAUCAACUUCGACGUGGCGGGGUACAUCGUGGGCGCCAACAUCGAGACCUACCUGCUGGAGAAGUCCCGGGCCACCCGCCAGGCCAAGGAGGAGCGCACCUUCCACAUCUUCUACCAGAUGUUGCACGGCGCCUCUGAGGAGACUAAAAAGGACCUGCUGUUAGGCACCGCAGACCAGUACCGCUUUCUCAGCGGGGGUGCCGUAAAUGUCCCCGGUCAGAGUGACUCCGAGAACUUCACCCAGACCAUGGACUCCAUGGGCAUCAUGGGCUUCAACCCGGAAGAGCUGAUGUCCAUGCUGAAGGUCAUCUCCGCCGUGCUCCAGUUCGGCAACAUCUCCUUCACCAAGGAGAAGAACCAAGACCAGGCCUCCAUGCCCGACAACACGGCGGCCCAGAAGCUCUGCCACCUGCUGGCCAUCAACGUGCUGGAGUUCACCCGGGCCAUCCUCAACCCCAGGAUCAAAGUGGGCCGGGAGUACGUGCAGAAGGCCCAGACCAAGGAACAGGCGGACUUUGCCGUGCAGGCCUUGGCCAAGGCCACCUACGAGCGGCUGUUCCGGUGGCUGGUGCACCGCAUCAACCGAGCUCUGGACCGCAGACAACGGCAGGGAGCUUCCUUCAUCGGCAUCCUCGACAUCGCCGGCUUCGAGAUCUUUCAGCUGAACUCCUUCGAGCAGCUGUGCAUCAACUACACCAACGAGAAGCUGCAGCAGCUCUUCAACCACACCAUGUUCAUCCUGGAGCAGGAGGAGUACCAGCGCGAGGGCAUCGAGUGGAACUUCAUCGACUUCGGCCUGGACCUGCAGCCCUGCAUAGACCUCAUCGAAAAACCGACCCACCCGCCCGGGGUCCUGGCCCUGCUGGACGAGGAGUGCUGGUUCCCCCGGGCCACCGACCGCUCCUUCGUGGACAAGCUGAGCGGCGAGCAGGGCACACAUCCCAAGUUCUUCAAGUCCAAGCAACCUCGCGGGGAGGCCGACUUCUCCAUCAUCCACUACGCUGGCAAGGUGGACUACAAGGCCAAUGACUGGCUGGUGAAGAACAUGGACCCUCUCAAUGACAACGUUGCUUCUCUCCUCCAUCAAUCAUCCGACCAUUUUGUGUCUGAGCUGUGGAAAGAAGUGGACCGCAUCAUCAACAUGGAGCAGAUGGCUGCGGGGGAGAGCAGUGGUCCGGUCACCUUCGGAGCAGGGGGGCUGAAGACCAAGAAGGGAAUGUUCCGGACCGUGGGCCAGCUCUACAAGGAGUCCUUGGCCAAGCUCAUGGCCACGCUGAGGAACACCAAUCCCAACUUCCUGCGCUGCAUCAUCCCCAACCACGAGAAGAGGGCCGGCAAGCUGGCACCUCACCUGGUUCUGGACCAGCUCAGGUGCAACGGGGUCCUGGAAGGGAUCCGCAUCUGUCGACAAGGCUUCCCCAACCGCAUCCCCUUCCAGGAGUUCAGACAGAGAUACGAGAUUCUGACCCCCAACGCCAUUCCUCGCACCUUCAUGGACGGCAAACAGGCGUCGGAGCUCAUGAUCAAAGCCUUGGAGCUGGAUCCCAACCUGUUCCGCGUGGGCCAGAGCAAGGUGUUCUUCAGGGCCGGCGUCCUGGCCCACCUGGAGGAGGAGCGAGACCUGAAGAUCACCGACACCAUCAUCCGCUUCCAGAGUGCGGCCAGAGGCUACCUGGCACGCAAGGCCUUCAUGAAGAAGCAGCAGCAGCUGGGAGCUCUGAGGGUGAUGCAGAGGAACUGUGCCGCCUACCUCAAACUCAGGAACUGGCAGUGGUGGAGGCUCUUCACUAAGGUGAAGCCACUCCUGCAGGUGACUCGUCAGGAUGAGGAGAUCCAGGUGAGAGAGUCUGAGCUCCUGAAGGCCAAGGACAAACUGACCCGGGUGGAGCAGGACUUCAUCGACCUGGACAAGAAACACGUGCAGCUGAUGGAGGAGAAGGCGGUGCUGGCCGACCAGCUGCAGGCGGAGGCGGAGCUGUUUGCCGAGGCGGAGGAGAUGAGGUCCAGGCUGGCCAGCCGCAAACAGGAGCUGGAGGACGUGCUGACGGAGAUGGAGAGUCGGCUGGAGGAGGAGGAGGAGCGAGGAACGCAGCUGAGUAACGAGAAGAAGAAGAUGCAGCAGAACAUUCUGGACCUGGAGGAGCAGCUGGAAGAGGAGGAGAGUGCCAGGCAGCGCCUCCUGCUGGAGAAAGUCUCCCUGGAGACCAAAGUCAAGAGUCUAGAGAACGACCUCCUGACCACGGUGGAGCAGAGGGAUCGCCUCAGCAAGGAGAAGAAGCAGCUGGAGGAGCGUCUGAGCGAGGUGACGGACCACCUGACCGAGGAGGAGGAGAAGAGCAAGAGUCUGAACAAGCUGAAGAACAAACAGGAGGCCGUCAUCGCCGACCUGGAAGACCGGCUGAAGCGCGAGGAGCAGAGCCGCCUGGAGCAGGACAAGUGGAAGCGGAAGAUGGAGGCGGAGGCGUUGGAGGCGCAGGAGCAGCUGUCAGACUUGGGCAUGAUGUCGGGCGAGCUGAGGGGCAGCCUGACCCACAAGGACAAGGAGAUCAGCACCCUGCAGAGCCGGCUGGAGGAGGAGGGCACGUGCCGGGCGGAGGCCCAGCGGGCGCUGCGGGAGGCCAUGUCCCAGGUGUCGGAGCUGAAGGAGGAGGUGGAGAACGAGCGCGGCAUGCGGGAGCGGGCCGAGAAACUGCGGCGGGACCUGGGGGAGGAGCUGGAGGCGCUGAGGACGGAGCUGGAGGACACGCUGGACACCACGGCGGCCCAGCAGGAGCUCAGGUCACGUCGGGAGGCGGAGUUGGGCGAACUUCAGCGUUGCAUCGAAGACGAGACGCGGCGCCACGAGUCGCAGCUGUCCGAGCUGCGGGUCAAACACAGCUCGGCCGUGGACAACCUGCAGGAAGAGCUGGACAACAGCAAGAGGGCGCGGCAGUCCCUGGAGAAGGCCAAGGCGGCGCUGGAGGAGGAGCGGCAGAGUCUGACGGCGGAGCUGAAGAGCCUCCAGACCAGCCGCACGGAGAGCGAGCGCGGCCGCAAGAGGGCAGAGGGUCAGCUGCAGGAGGUGACGGCACGCCUGGGUCAGGCCGAGCGCGAGAAGGAGGAGCGGGAGGAGCGAGUCCACAAGCUGCAGACUGAAUGUGAGAAUCUCUCCAGCAACCUGUCCUCCUUUGACAGCAAGUCCCUCCGUCUGUCCAAAGAAGUCAGCAACCUGGAGAGCCAGCUGCACGACACGCAGGAACUACUGCAGGAGGAGAACCGUCAGAAGGUGUCUCUGGCAUCAAGGGUGCGAGCGCUGGAGGAUGAGAGGAUCCUGGUGGGGGAAAGACUGGAGGAGGAGGAGGAGAAAGGCAGAGAGUGGACUCGUCAGAUCCAGACUCUGAGUCAGCAGCUGAGCGAGAUGCGGAAGCAGUCGGAGGAGACCAACACGGCGGUGGAGUCGGGCGAGGAGGCCCGCAGGAAGCUGCAGCGGGAGCUGGACGGCACCAUCCAGAGGGAGCGCCAGCGGGAGGAGGAGAAGGAGCGCGUGGAGAGGCAGCGGGAGCGUCUCAGGGAGGAGAUCGAGGACAUGACUCUGGCCUUGCAGCGGGAGAGGCAGAACUGCAUGGCCCUGGAGAAGAGGCAGAAGAAGUUCGACCAGUGUCUGGCCGAGGAGAAGGCGGUGAGCACUCGCGUAGCCGAGGAGAAGGACCGAGCCGAAGCGGACAGCAGAGAGAAGGAGACGCGAUGUCUGUCCCUGACCCGGGCGCUGCAGGAGGCCCAGGACCAGAGGGAGGAGCUGGAGAGGUCCAACAAGCAACUCCGCGCGGAAAUGGAACAGUUGGUCAACCAGCAGGACGACGUGGGGAAGAGCGUCCACGAGCUAGAGCGCACCCGUCGCUCUCUGGAGACGGAGGCCGAGAGCCUCCGCGCUCAGACGCAGGACCUGGAGGAGGAGCUGAUGGAGGCGGAGAACUCCAGGUUGAGGUUGGAGGUCACCCUGCAGGCCUUGAAAGCUCAGUUUGAGCGGGAGCUCGGCAGCAGCGAGGAGAAGGGCGAAGAGAAGCGGAGGGCCCUCAGCAAGCAGGUGAGGGAGCUGGAGAUCCAGCUUGAGGAGGAGCGCAGUCAGCGCUCUCAGGCGGUCAUGUCCAAGAAGCAGCUGGAAGCCGAGCUGCAGGACUCCGAGGCACAGAUGGAAACGUCCAGCCGCAGCAAGGAGGAGGCUGUCAAGCAUCUCCGGAAGCUGCAGGGUCAGCUGAAGGAGCUGCUUCGAGAGCUGGAUGAGACCAAGAUGACCCGGGACGAGGUGAUCGCACAGUCCAAAGACAACGACAAGAAGAUCCAAACCCUGGAGGCCGAAGUCCGGCAGCUCACUGAGGAGCUGUCUGUGUUCGACCGCCAGAGGAGACAAGCUCAGAAGGAGAUGGCGGAAAUGGCCGAGCAGAUUUUCAACAACAGUUCUGGAAAGGCGCAUUCUGACGAGAAGCGUCGGCUGGAGGCCAGAGUCAGCCAGCUGGAGGACGAGCUGGAGGAGGAGCAGACCAACUCUGAGAUUCUGAGAGAGCGGCACAGGAAGAUGACGUCACAGGUGGAAACUAUGAACGUGCAGCUGCAGGGCGAGAGGACGCUGGCCCAGAAGGCGGAGGCGUCGCGGGAGCAGCUGGAGAGGCAGAACAAGGACAUGAAGACCCGGCUGGAGGAGCUGGAGGGGACCGUGAGGGGCAAACACCGACUCAGCGUCGCCGCCCUGGAGGCCAAGAUAGAAUCCAUGGAGGAGCAGCUGGAGCAAGAGAGACAGGAGCGUGCCAUCGCCAACAAGCUGGUGAGGAAGACGGAGAAGAAGCUGAAGGAGGUGAUGAUGCAGGCGGAGGACGAGAGGAGACACGCAGACCAGUACAAAGACCAGCUGGACAAGUCCAUGGUGCGCCUGAGGCAGCUGAAGCGGCAGCUGGAGGAGGUGGAGGAGGAGAACUCGCGCUCCAACGCUCAGAAGAGGAAGCUGCAGAGAGAACUGGAAGAGCUGACGGAGAACAGCCAGAGCAGGAUGCGCGAGAUCAGCAGCCUGCGGAACCAGCUCAGCGUCCCUGAAUGGAGGCCAGAGCAACGAGCAGUGUUGCCCGUGACGAUGCGAGGGCGGCGGGCGCUGCUGGACGAUUACUCACUGGACAACUCUGACUCUGAGGAGCCCCCCGCCUCCCCCACGCCCCCUCCAGGGAUGCCCAGGACCCCGCCUCCGCCCGCAGACCUCAGCUUGGAAACCACAGCGGCUUACAGCGUCAACAACACACACCAAUGAUGCGCACACACACACACGUUUAUAUGAGGGGGCCAACACACACACACACACUACACACAUGUUUAUAUGGGGGAGGGGGGGUUGGGGGGGGUCACUUUGACACCAUUUUGUACAUGAAGCAUAUGGAUUGAUGCUAAGCUAACAGUGUUUCCCACAGAACUGCAAUCUACUUGUGGCGGCGUCUCAUUUGCAUAAAUGGCCUUUCUUGAAGAGCCUGCUUUCAGGCUCCGCCCCCCAAAAGUGGCUUUUUUUGCCCCAAAAAGAGAAAGCUUUUGUGCCAGCAUUGUUGGCUAAUUUGACACUUCAACCCAAAGUUCAUGGUUACCUUUAGAAGUGUGCUAUCGGUCGCUUUGUUAGCGUGCUAAGCUAACAUUCGCAUGUUAGCGCGUCAUGCUGGCUAUUUUUGUAUUACAGUGCCAAGAUAUUGCCGUACAGUAACAGAUACUACAAUACCAAGAUAUUGCCGUACAGUAACAGAUAAUACACUAAAGUACAAGAUAUUGCCAUACAGUAACCGAUACUACACUACAGUACCAAUGUAUUGCAGUAGAGUAACAGAUACUACACUACAGUACCAAGAUAUUGCAGUACAGUAACAGAUACUACACUACAGUACCAAAUUAUUGCAGUACAACAGAUACUGUACUACAGUACCAAUAUAUUGCAAUACAGUAACAGAUACUACACUACAGUACCAAGAUAUUGCAGUAGAGUAACAGAUACUACACUACAGUACCAAAAUAUUGCAGUACAGUAACAUACUGCACUACAGUACCAAAAUAUUGCAGUACACUAACAGAUACUACACUGCAGUACCAAGAUAUUGCAGUACAGUAACAGAUACUACACGACAGUACCAAGAUAUUGCAGUAGAGUAACAGAUACUACACUACCAAAAUAUUGCAGUACACUAACAUACUACACUGCAGUACCAAAUUAUUGCAGUACAACAACAGAUACUGCACUACAGUACCAAUAUAUUGCACUACAGUAACAUACUACACUACAGUACCAAGACAUUGCAGUACAACACCAUACUACACUACAGUGCCAAGAUAUUGCACUACAGUACCAAGAUAAUGCAGUAUAUAACAGAUACUACACUGCAGUACCAAGAUAUUGCAGUACAGUAACAGAUACUACACUACAGUACCAAUAUAUUGCACUACAGCACCAAAAUAUUGCGGUAGAGUAACAGAUACUACACUACAGUACCAAGAUAUUGCAGUAUAUAACAGAUACUACACUGCAGUACCAAGAAAUUGCAGUAGAGUAACAGAUACUACAAUAUAUUACAGUACAGUAACCAAUACUAAAAGAUUCCCUUAGAAGUGUGCUAGCGGUUUCUUUGUUAGCAUGCUAGCCUAACAUUCGCAUGCUAGCGUUUCAUGCUAGCUGUUUUUGUACGUUUUAACCUAAUGGGGGAGUUGAGUUGACAUGUUGACAUGCUAACAGUAACGUUAGAAAUGGAGCAUAUUUUAUUUUGCGCAGUGUUUCUUUGUUGUACUUUGUACGUCCGUGACUAUCUUAAAUGCUGGUAUAAAAUUUUAGCAUGCUAUAUUAUUAGCAUGCUAUAUUAUUAGCAUGCUAGUGUUUUGUGCUAGCCAUUUUUGUACUUUUGGAUUUUGUUCCACGGUGCCAUCUUAAAAGUAUGCAAGCUGUCCACGUGAUGUCAUGCUAAGAUUAAUAUGCUAACGUUUUAUGUUAGCAAUUCAAUUCAGCUAAUUUUAUCCGUGCUGACCUAUUUGUGGAUUUUUUUUAACCCGGUGCCAUCUUAAAAGUAUGCUGUUGCGAUGCUAAUUAUGUAUGCUAGCAUUUAACAUGUUAAUGUUACGAUGCUAACAUUUUCUGCUAGUAAUUUUAGCAUUUUUCACACUUUAAUUUAUACGUAAAUAUCGAAUUAACGAAUCAUGCUAGCAUUUCAGCUAACUUUGUACUUUUAACCUAAUCAUGGACUGGGUUGCAUAGUUCCAUCUUAUAAAUACGAUAGCGCUUUUCAUGUUGACAUGCUAACGUUCAUAUGCCAACAAUACAGUGCUAACAUUUUAUAUUAGCAAUUCAGCUAAUUUUAUUCGUGCUGACCUAAUUGUGCAUUUUUUUUAAACUCGGUGCUAUCUUGAAAGUAUGCUGUUGCGAUGCCAAUUAAGUAUGCUAGCAUUUUAACAUGUUAACGUUACGAUGCUAACAUUUUCUGCUAGUAAUUUUAGCAUUCUUCGCACUUUAAUUUUUAUGUAAAUAUCGAUUUAAUGAAUCAUGCUAGCAUUUUAGCUAACUUUGUACUUUUAACCAAAUCAUGGACUUGGUUGCGUUGUGCCAUCUUACAAAUACGAUAGCGCUUCUCAUGUUGAAAUGCUAACAUUCCUAUGCCAACAAUACAGUGCUAACAUUCUAUGUUAGCAAUUCAGCUAAUUUUAUUCGUGCUAACCUAAUUGUGGAUUUUUUUUAAGUCGGUGCCAUCUUAAAAGUAUGCGGUUGAGAUGUUAGCAUUAGAAUGCUAAUUAGGUAUGCUUGCAUUUUAACAUGUUAACAUUACAAUGCUAACAUUUUCUGCUAGUAAUUUAGCAUUUUGCACACUAAUUUUUACGUGAAUACUUAUCGAUUUAACGACUCAUGCUAGCAUUUUAGCUGACUUUGUACUUUUAACCUAAUCAUUGACUUGGUUGCAUAGUGCCAUCUUACAAAUACGAUAGAGCUUUUCAUAUUGACAUGCUAACAUUCAUAUGCCAACAAUACGGUGCUAACAUUUUAUUCUAGCAAAACUUUUUAUUUUAUUUUAUACAUACAUGGUUUACUUAAAUUGUAGUAUAACAUUUUAGCAUGCUAACAUUAGCAUGUCUACCUUAAUAGCUAAUUGUGUACUUUUUAACCUAAUAAUCAUGGUUUUCUUUACUUUGUGCCCUCUUUGAAAGUAUGCUAGCUGUAUGUAGCUGUUUACACGUUGACAUGCCAACAUUAGCAUGUUAAAAUUUAAUGCUAGCAAUCUAGCACAUUUUUUUUUAUUUUGUACGUAAAGUAAAUCUUACAUUUGCAUCUUAACAUUAGCAUGCUAUUGCCUUAUCUUAGAAUUUAGGUAAUAUUUGUACUUUUUAACUUUAUAAUAAUGGAUUUGUUUUAGUGCCAUCUUUAUUAAGUAUUCUAGCUGUUUAAAUGUUGACAUGCUAACAUGUUAACAUUGUAUGCUAGCAAUUUAGCAGUUUUUUUAUUUAAAUACGCACAUAAUUAUCUUAAACGCCACCUUAAAAUGUUGGCUAACAGAAUGUUUGUUUAAUACGCACACAAUUAUCUUAAACGCUAGUAUAAAAUAUUAGCAUGCAAACAUCCUGUUAGCAUGCUAACACUGGAACACUUGGCAUACUUGCAAGAUGGCGCCAUGUCACCAAAUGAAGUCCGACCAGGUGUGUUCAGAAGUAGCGUUACCUUGUGAGGACACACACACACGCACACACACAGAGUCCCAUCAUGAUGUGUCAAAAGCCGCCACAAAGUAGUGAAAGUGUGGGAAACGCUGCAAUAAACGUAAAGGAAAGAAGCAGCACCCUCCUCCCCCGCCUCCAUGAAAGCCGUGUUGAUGCCAACCUGAAAAAAGAAAAAAAAAGAAUUGCUUUGAAAAAAAAAGGAUAAUUCUUGCUGUUUGAUGACUACUUGUGACAAAAGUGUGUUUACAUAAAAAAAAAAAAAAAGCAAACAACGAAAUAAAAAUCUGCACUUUUUUUCUGAGGCACACAAGGAACCUUCUGGAAAAGCAAUAUUUAUUAUGGAAAUAAAUCCCUCAACAUUCA
This is a messenger RNA of Nerophis ophidion (straightnose pipefish), 10114 nucleotides long. It is a transcript of the gene myh14, whose product is annotated as myosin, heavy chain 14, non-muscle. Gene Ontology annotation, molecular function: cytoskeletal motor activity; actin filament binding; ATP binding. The transcript has 44 exons. Lineage: Eukaryota; Metazoa; Chordata; Actinopteri; Syngnathiformes; Syngnathidae. The record is from RefSeq and is a predicted model, not a curated record. Gene Ontology annotation, cellular component: myosin complex. The coding region runs from base 198 to 6335 and encodes 2045 amino acids.